Messenger RNA from Dioscorea cayenensis subsp. rotundata (Guinea yam), 1896 nucleotides. Its product is annotated as protein DETOXIFICATION 33-like. Gene Ontology annotation, biological process: xenobiotic detoxification by transmembrane export across the plasma membrane. The transcript is spliced from 8 exons. Lineage: Eukaryota; Viridiplantae; Streptophyta; Magnoliopsida; Dioscoreales; Dioscoreaceae. The record is from RefSeq and is a predicted model, not a curated record. Gene Ontology annotation, molecular function: xenobiotic transmembrane transporter activity; antiporter activity. Gene Ontology annotation, cellular component: membrane. The coding region runs from base 185 to 1585 and encodes 466 amino acids.
GAGAGAGAGAUUGGGUAUUAUUGUUGCUUUCAAGGAGGCUGCUUUUGAUUGGAAUUUCCGUGUAUAGGAUGUUGGUGAGUUAAGGUAAGCAGAGUUUGCCUUAGUUUUCUGAGCUCACAAAUAUAGUACAAUUCCGAGAGAGAGAGAGAAAGAAGAAGAAGAAGAAGAAGAAGAAGAAGAAGAGAUGGGGAUGCAAAGCAUGGUAACAAAGGGUUGGGGUGAGUCUAAGAAGACAUGGCACAUAGCAGGGCCAGCAAUAUUAACAGGAGUAUUCCAGUUCUCCCUAAGUUUUGUCACUGUUGCCUUUGUUGGUCAUAUUGGUGAAGUUGAGCUUGCUGCUGUUUCUGUUGUUCAGAAUGUCAUUGAAGGUUUUGCUUUUGGUGUCCUGUUAGGAAUGGGAAGUGCAUUGGAAACAUUGUGUGGACAAGCAGUUGGAGCUGGACAAUUAAACAUGCUAGGAAUUUACAUGCAAAGAUCAUGGGUCAUAACCGGAGUCACUGCAUUAAUUCUCACACCAUUCUAUGUAUUCACAUCACCAAUUUUAAAGCUUCUUCGUCAGUCCGAGAACAUUUCGGUUACAGCCGGAAAGUAUGCUUUAUGGGUUAUCCCUCAAUUGUUCGCAUAUGCGAUGAAUUUUCCAUUGCAGAAGUUUUACCAAGCUCAGAGUAAGGUCUGGGUCAUGACAAUGAUCGCUGGUGUAGUCCUGGCUAUACAUGCUCUGUUGAACUGGAUUUUUGUGACGAAACUGGAUUAUGGUUUGGGGGGUGCAGCAAUUGUUGGAAAUAUUUCUUGGUGGCUUAUCAAUUUGGCUCAAAUGGUGUAUUUGAUGUCAGGUUUCUUCCCCGAAUCAUGGACCGGUUUUUCUUGGCUCGCAUUCACAUCUCUUUCUGGAUUUAUAAAGCUUUCACUUGCAUCAGCUGUCAUGCUAUGUUUGGAGUUGUGGUAUUAUACGGCAGUAAUCAUUCUUGUGGGUUGCUUGAAAAAUCCAGAGGUUGCUCUUAGUGCUAUUUCAAUAUGUAUGAACUACCAGCUUUGGACAUUGAUGAUUGCUCUGGGUUUUACUGUUGCAGUAAGUGUGCGAGUAUCGAAUGAACUGGGAGCAGGACAUCCAAAAGCAGCCAAGUUUGCUGUUAUAGUGUCAGUUGCAACUUCGUCUUUUCUCGGGCUCAUUUUCAUGGCUGUAGCUCUCAUUGCUCGAAAGCAGUUUCCCAAAUUUUUCAGUGACCAACCCGAUGUUAUAAGGGAGACAUCCAAGCUCGGUUAUCUUCUAGGUGUUACAAUGCUUAUCAACAGCAUUCAACCUGUUCUCUCAGGUGUUGCAAUAGGGGCAGGGUGGCAAUCUUUAGUUGCAUUUAUAAAUAUUGGGUGUUAUUACUUGCUUGGAUUGCCGGUUGGAGCUGUUCUUGGCUUCAAGCUGAAGCUCAAUGCAAUGGGAAUUUGGUUAGGCAUGUUGGUAGGAUCUAUAUUGCAGACCAUAAUCCUGUUAUGCAUUACAUUCAAGACACAAUGGCAGAAAGAGGCCUUGCAAGCCGAGGAACGCAUCAAGACAUGGGGAGGAGCAAUAGAGCCUCGGUCAAGUCCAUGAUAUUCAAAACACAAACUUCUUUCCAUUUAGGUUCAGCAUACAACGACAAAAAAGCUUGGAUAGAAGAGUUGAAUGUGUUUGUUUUCCUCUGACCUUGUUCUUUUGUAUCAUUGUAAUUUCCGGUUAUACACAGUAUAAAUAUAUGCAAUACCGACUCAUUAAAAGUUUGAUUUAAAGAUCCAAAUUUAAUGAAAAAAAAAAUAAUACAAUGCGUAAUGGCAAGCAUACAACCAGGCAUGGUUUACUUUCAAACAGAGAUGAUCUUUUACUGGUUUAUGGUCAGAGCUGUUUAUGUAAUCAAUGGAUUUGUA